GUCUGUCUAUUUCUAUCAAUCCAUCCUAGUUAUCUUUAUAUUUUUGUCAGUCUCAUGUCAAAUUAUUUGCAACUAUGCUGAUUCACGACACGUUAACCAGGGGUCUUUAGUGGUUGAAUAGUGACAGGCGGAGUGUCACAGACACAGAAAAGAUUCUCGUCUGACACAGAUCUGCAGAGAGAAAAAGAGAGGAAGGCAGCGGGAUAGUCUAUAUCAACGAUUUUGGCAACUUCUCCUAAAUAACAAAAAAAAAAAAAGUGGCUUUUCCUGCAAGGACACAGAUCCUGCUUAUCUACUCUUUUCCUCCUUUGAUAAAUCCCAGCUGCGUUCUAAUUUCCGUUGUUAUUUUUUUUUCGACAAAAACUAGACACGGAGAAAUGUAAGUCAAGAAGAUUGGUUGGGUGCUCAUUUACUUUCAUUCCAAGUCAUUAAUCGUGUUGGAUAUGUUUAAAUUUAAAGAAUAACAUCUAUAAGAACAAGCAAGCAAGCAAUAAUAACCAACAGAUAUACUACACCGUUUGGAAUACAAGACGGAUUUCUAUGGACAUGACAAAUAGAUAUUUGUAGGGUUGAUUGUAUCACCUGGGGGAUACGGGAACCCAGAGAGGGAGAUGUACCAAAGCCUCGCAAUGGCAGCAAACCAUGGAGCCCCUUCCUAUGAGGGUUCGGCCAGCUUUAUGCACAACGGGACCAUCACAUCCCCAUUCUAUGUGCCCACUACCCGGGUCACCUCUAUGACACCCGGGCCACCCUACCUCCAGACUACCACCUCUUCACAGCAAGGUAUCCCAGUCCUCAGCCCCUCUGUGUGGGCGCAGCCUGGCGCAAACCCGGUUGCUACCUACAACCCAGUCGACUCCUCUUCCCAUCAUUCUCCGGUGCCUUCCCGCUUCACCCUCUCCACAAAUCACAUAACGCCAACAGCUGCAGCAGCAGCUCGAGAAAGAGAUGCCUACACCAGCUCUCUAAACAUCACUUCCAACGCCAGUGAGUACGUUAACAGAGGCCUUAGCGGUUCCUACCACACCUCCUACCCCGCCUAUGUAAGGCCAGACAUGGUGGCAGCUUGGAUCGCGUCCCCCUUUGACAGCUCUGUACUGCACCUGCAAGGUCGGGACGAACCGAUGCCAGCCAGACAUUCCAAUAUAGCACACAUGGCUCAACGCAGACGACAUUCCGACGACAGAUGUCCCCAGGCGACGGUGAGCCCAGGCGAGGCAGAGCCAGCGGCCACAGGGGAAGUACAGCCAGCGACCACAGAGCUGUUUGAUGACUUUGCAGAGGGGCGGGAAUGUGUGAACUGUGGCGCAAUGUCCACUCCACUCUGGAGGCGAGAUGGAACCGGGCACUACCUGUGCAACGCCUGCGGACUCUACCACAAGAUGAACGGCAUCAACCGUCCACUCAUCAAACCUCAGCGCCGCCUGUCUGCCUCUCGGAGGGUGGGUCUGUCUUGUACCAACUGCCACACCACCACCACCACACUGUGGCGCCGUAAUGCAGAGGGGGAGCCCGUCUGUAACGCCUGUGGCCUCUACAUGAAGCUCCAUGGGGUACCUCGACCACUAGCAAUGAAAAAGGAAGGGAUCCAGACUCGCAAAAGGAAACCCAAGAACCUAAAUAAACCCAAACUCGCAGGCUCAGGCAGCCUCACUUGCAGCACCACUCCCAACCCCAGCAGCGAGGAGCUUCGGCAAAUCAAAACAGAGCCUGACAUCGCACCCCAAUAUACACAGCACAGCACUCUAUCGCAGACGUCUUCUCACCCUGGUCACAUGACUAUCUAGCGCAGCCCCACUUCUCACAAACUGGCAACGGGUAACCAUGCUGGGACCCCCAACUCCAAACCUGAGCCUUGGAGCAACAUAGUCCUGGUGUAGAAGAUCCCAGAACCUUGUUUGACUUUCCAGACCAAACCGGAUCAAAGUAACUGAGCCCAGCAAGCACCUUGACUGUUGACAAGCAGAGGAGUCCCAUCAUAGCCACCCACCUGAACUAACAGAGCAGUGCACAGCACAGGACUGGCCUGGAUCAAAGUUAGAUCUGUUCCAAAAGUCUCCAUAUUUUCUUUCCAAGUCUUCAUCUCACCAAAGUUCUCUGUGUAUUCUUAAUGCUCUCAACCCCUCACAAAGACCAACCCUUUCCAGUCUCUUCAUCACGGCAAAGAUCUUCAAUAGAUUUGUGGAUUUGUGUUUAUAACCCUAACCGUAACCAUCUGCUGUGAGUCCUCAACCUCUCCCCAAAUCUCUAGCCCCUUCCUACCCUUUACUACUUUACUUUCUGCAUAGAGCAGACAUGAGUACUGGUUCUGUACCUGCAUUGCAGUGAUUGGGGUGCAUUGUGAUGCCCUCUCUGGGGUAGGGAUGUAUGUCUCAGGACUGGUGAUUUCUAGCUUGCAAGUGACCCCUUGGUAUACAACUUUCACCAGUGCAGGGAUGUUCAGAUAUCCCUGGAGGUGUUCAGACUAGAACAUGAGGGAGGUCUCAGUCUCUCACCCUCUGUGUCCAUUAUAACUGGUCAAUAUUUUUCUUUAUGAACAGACUUCAUUCUUCCAGCAGAGUUGGGAAGUUUAACAGUAAAAAUGCAGUUGAAUCAGUGUUUUCCUUAUUCCUUUUAUUUGUGUGAUGAUGUUUUGAUUUUAAAUUAGCAAUUGCGUUCAUAGUUCUUCGUGAAUCAACGCCAUCAUACACAGCUGACUGUGAACAGGGUUUAGGUUUCAACAUAAACUGUAAUGAAUACACUGUUGCACAAUUGUUACAUUUUCAUGUGACUACCUAGUUUUAAUUUAGUUUGACAGCGGUCACACACAACAUUUUGCAACCAGUCUCAUCAUUUUGGAUAUAUUUGAUUUUUGUGGUUGUUUUUAUUGUGCAUGGAGGGGAGAGGGUUCAGAUAUAAUCAUUAGAAUGUUGGGAACCUCAGACAUUUUAUAGGGUUUAAAAUACUAUAAACCUAAUGGAACCUUGGGCACUUUUCAGCCAAUCAUGAUACAGGAUUAUUGCCUAGUAAAUUGUUGUAGCUAACAAAAUAUUUCCAUAAAUCCUUUAACAGAAGUUUUUAUUAAACAAAUCAGUUCUGUUUCAUUGUUAUCUCCACCCGUGUCCCCAACAUGUCCAUCAGAAUCGGUAACCACUUCCAGAACCUAGAAGAAAAUGAAGUGCAGUAUUAAUUCUUUUGAUAACAUCUGAUUUUAAUUUCAACCUUCAAUGGGGUCAUUCACUCUUUGAAUUCUCUUUUAGCUUCACCUGGUGAUGUCUGCCUACAUGAUGCAGAAAUAUAGUUGCUUCUUUUAUUUCAACGAUUUGUUUCAUUGUAAUAAUUAUGAUUAUUAAUUUGCAAGAUCUCUAUUGAAACAUAUAAAGUGCAGAUCCUCCCUUUGUCUCAACACAAACACAUAUCUUACUGUAAUUAAAACAUCACCCAUUAAACUACAAUUGACAAUGCUUUUCCUGCAGUUCCAAGAACCACCACUGAGUGACAGUGUAUAACAUGUAUUGUAUACACAGCAUUUACCAAUUCCCUAUGUACCCUUGUGUAACAGGGGUGACCUGCGCUGACUCUCCAGGCGCAUUGAUAGUGCUGCAGGGAGAGGGCAGCAGCCCUACAAUAUCUGCCUGUCAGUCACGGCAUUGACACAGACAGGUGGGAAAGACGGUGUGUGGGCUUUCCCUCUCUCUGAGUGGCUGAGGGGCUGGCUUUGGGGGGGUUGCUGCACCGAUAAAAUGAUGCUCUGGGGUUCCCUCAGGUCUGACACCCCUGAGUCGAAACGAGCCAGCCACUUGGCAGAAGCUCUACCGCCGGACCGAGCAUGGCUGGAUGAAAGAAAGAAAACAAAACAAAUCAUUAAUUAAAAAGAGAAAGGAAAAACAAACAACCAAAAGAAAAGACAAAGAUUAUAGAGAUCGGGGAAUCUUUGGGCAGACACUGAGUGUGUAUAGGUGGAGGGAACACCGCAGUGUAGGACAGAGACCUGGGCCGUGAGGAUAGCGACAGUCGGGGUAACCCUGCCGAGUUCAGCACCUUUAUUUUGUAGUUUUACUACUCUGUUUUAUUUUUCCUUUUUCUUUCGCCUUUUGUCCUUUAUGAUUUGUAUUUCCAGAGCACCUGCAAGUGCACAUGCAUUGUAUUGUGUAUCUGUAUUGGUAUAGUCAUGGUCUUGUUUACCGUUGCCGGUACUCAAGCCACGGACAACAGCGCACUCUGUGGGUUGAAAUAAAUCCGUGUGCCUGAGCGGCAUUACGAAUAAA
Polyodon spathula (Mississippi paddlefish) is the source of this 4247-nucleotide messenger RNA. RefSeq names its product GATA binding protein 4 (gene gata4). Gene Ontology annotation, molecular function: DNA-binding transcription factor activity, RNA polymerase II-specific; RNA polymerase II cis-regulatory region sequence-specific DNA binding; zinc ion binding. Lineage: Eukaryota; Metazoa; Chordata; Actinopteri; Acipenseriformes; Polyodontidae. Gene Ontology annotation, cellular component: nucleus. Gene Ontology annotation, biological process: positive regulation of transcription by RNA polymerase II; cell fate commitment; negative regulation of transcription by RNA polymerase II. Bases 612 to 1787 code for a protein of 391 amino acids. The transcript has 8 exons. The record is from RefSeq and is a predicted model, not a curated record.